Molecule: messenger RNA, 7370 nt
Organism: Lutzomyia longipalpis
Lineage: Eukaryota; Metazoa; Arthropoda; Insecta; Diptera; Psychodidae
Gene: M7BP
Product: microtubule-associated protein futsch
Exons: 14
Coding region: 848-7078 (2076 amino acids)
Source: RefSeq, a predicted model, not a curated record
UUAGUCACCAUUUGAGCCUCCAGUUGGCUUGUUUCGCGCUGCAAUUUCACUCCGCGGGGAGGCCCUAUUGCGCGCCACACAAUUCAUAUACCCUACACCAGGAAAAUCCUCCAAAUUUCGCGCGUGUAUCCCUCUCUAAUUGUAACACCUUGUGGGGAUUUACAGUGGUGGUCAUUUGACAAGAAAGAAAAAAAAUUUGUGGUGCUUUUAAUUGAAAUUUUUACACGUGCAAAUUGAUGGAUUUUUCUUCCUCAUUCGUGGAUGUCAUUGAGGAAGAAAAAAAAGAAAGAAUUCUUCACUAAAAAAAAAGAAUUCUCAGCUGUGUGUGUGAAGAAAAGAACAAAUUAAUGAAAUUAAUGACUAAAGUGAGGGAUUAAUAUUUUUUUUACCAAAUAAAUAAAAUCCCGAGACAAACUCGUGCAAAAUCUCGACUGAAAGCGCCACAAGAGUCGCGAGCGAUAAGAGAGCGAUAUAAAAGGUAGAAGAGAGUUUUGUAAAAAGUGGUUAGAUGUAUAAAGUGAAAUUUCGAGGGCAAAUGGCAAUAUAAAGCAACAACAACAAAAAAGUGACUGGAAGUGCAACAUGAUAUUUUCUACAUGACAAACACCGACGAGCCGGAAGUUUUCUGUGUGGAAUUGUGGUGCACGCUAGAGUAGGUUUUUUUUCUCCCUUUGAUGUGCUCUCAGCCUAGACCUCUUAUUUAAUUGUCUGCUUAACUUUUUUUUGUUAUAACCGCAGAGAUUGAUAAAAAAAGUGUCUCGAUCGGAGGAAAAAGUUAAAAUCUUCAAGUUAAAAAGAUCAGGGAGGAAAAAAGCCAUAAAAGAGGUGAUUAAACAGAUAAAAAAUCAUGAGUAUUGACGUCCUUGGGGAGAAUAAUGGAGAAAAUGUGCAAAAUAGUGAGUACGAUCGUGUGAUCGUGAGUGAUCGCGAUGAGCAUGUGGCAAAACGACUAACACUGGAUGACUAUCGGAGAAUUCUGCGGGAGCUGGACCAGAAUCGUGAUCUUCAGAAUCGAAGGCGCGAAAAAUUGAGCCAAGUGAGUCAGAGGCGAAAUUUGCGAAAGAAGCGUGCCUCAGAUGCAAAUCAGGAGACAUCCACACGCUCCUCUUUAUGCUACCUUUGCAACAUUCGCGUUGCCCUCGAGGAUAUUACAACAUUUGCCAUUUGCCGUGGGUGCGAUCGUACCGUAUGCCGCGGGAGACGCUGCUCGGAUUGGGACAGAGGAACGGGCUAUUGGGAAUGUGUAUCCUGCAUUCGGAGCAGGGACAGUCAAAUACGUGCAGGAGAAUGGAUACUCGAUCAGCUGAAUCAGCGCUUCAAAAGUCCACGGAGUGAUACAUCGAGGGAUGAUUUAUCAUUCAAGGAUGCCGAAACACAGUCAAAUGGCAGCUUUCUGGGAUCAUCACAUUCCAUUACAUUGGAACAGAAAGAGAAGGUCAGGGAAUUCCUUGAGGAUGUUAUUGCCUCAAUGAUUGGGGGUUCUCUUGACGACGUUCCAGUCAAUCAGACACACAAACAUCCAAGCUACCUUCCUCUACAGGACAAUGAGUGCCCAGGAGUGGCUCAUGUCAAUCUUAAGAGAUUGAUUCAGAAAGUCAUCGAAGAGGCACUCAAUCUACCGGACCUCUUCAACUUCAGCGGCUACCCACCCCGUCCUGAAUCCCAUUUGCCCUACUUCAGCUCCAAGAGAUACGAACAACUUCUUGCCACAGCUGUCCUCAAUAAGGUGAUUGAUCACUAUCGCAACCCAAAGAAUCAUCCCGAAAAUAGCUCUGGAAUUCAUUCUGGAAGUGAAUUUGACAGCAAUCACAAUGCACUGAGCGAGAAGGCGGGACUUCUUUCACCCACAGACAGCCAGAAAGCGCUCGAUAAACACCUCGAGGAAGCAUCACAAGCAUCGGAAUCGAGCCUCAAAACACGCAGCACCGAAAGCGACGAAACUUAUCUCAGUGACUACAUUCAGAAGCACCGCGUACCACUCCCGGAUCUCUCAGCUGCCUCAUCGGAGGGCACUGUGGAUGACACAGCAUCGUCGGAGAUUCUUUCAACAGCCGGCACCGAGGGGACAUGGGAGGAAAAUUGGCUUUUUAAGAAGCGCAAAGUGAAGACCGACACAAAUUCCACGGCCAUUGGGAUGCUUGUGCCAUCACCAACGGAAGAAGUUAAGGCAUUCAUUGGGGAUAAGAAUGUGGAUGAAGUUAGCGAUCUAUCGGAAGCAGGAUCAGACGCUGAGGAUGACAAUCAGGAGCGUCCAGCAGCAAAACUCAUUGAAAGUAAGACAAUCAUCGGGGGAAAGAAUGAACUCAUCUCCCUUGAGGAUACAUCCUCAGCCACCGAUAGCCUUGUCUCGAACCCAGAUUCAGGGAUUAAUGUCACCGAAGCUAGGAAUGAGGUUCUUCUCAUUGAUGGAGAUUUCGUGGAAGCAACUGAAGCUACAAAUCUACCACCACAAGCUAUCAAUGAGAACGUCGGUGGGACACUUCUUAAUGGCACUGAAAUUCCCAUUCCAACACCCAGACAAAUGACAACAGAAAAAUCAGAAAAGGACAAUCAUCCCGAAGAGAAUUAUGCCGAGUCGAGUAGUGGUGAGGAGCAAUCAACUCGGCAGUGUGCUACAGUUACACUAAAAUCCACGGAUUUGUACAGAGAAAACUUCUUGGCGUACAUGAAGCCCUCAAUUGUGCCCGAAGGUAGUGUACCGAAUUCCCCCAAUUUCCCCGGAGAUUGGGUUCUCAUUCAGGGAUGUUGGGAAGUUAGGGAUCCCAGUGAGAGUAUUCUCAUUAAUUCGGGGCAAUACAAAUCAUCGAGCGUUGCUCUAACUCCCGAAGAAAUGAUCAUGUCUGUGAAGCAUCAGGUGGAAUCUCCGGGAAAAAUGUUUCAGUAUAAAUUCUUGAAUGAUUUGAAGCCUGAUGCACUGCCUACCAUUGAAAGUCAUGAAGAAAGUCAAGAAGAAAUUACUCAGAGUUCCCUUCAAGUGGUGACUACUUCCAAGAAAACAGAUGACAACACACUCCCUACGCCUGAAGUUGAACUAUCCAGUACAGAUCAGUUCGUCUGUGUUAUGACGUACGAUGAAGAGCGCCAAUUAGUUGUGUGUGGAUCUCCCAAAGCCCAAAAGCGUGUCCUUGUGGAGGAACAUCAAGAACAAGAGAAUCAGGAAAAUGUUGAAGCUCCUCAAUCUGAGAAUUGGGAACCACAAGUUUGCGAAGUCGUUGACGAGGACCCAAAGGAAACUCCUCCAGCAGUUGAGGAAGGUCUUGAAACAUCUGAGAAGAAUGAUUCUGUCUUUCACGAAGGCAGUGUCACAAAGAUUGAUCAAUCUUCAGAUUGUCAAAAGCCUCCAGUUCCACUCCCAAGAAGACAAAGCUCCAGAAUAUCUCAAAGUGAUGAAACUAUUCAAGAAAAGACGGAAGUUUUGGUGAAAACUUCAGAGGAAGCUUUACAAACGCAACAGACUAAAUCUAAAGAAGUAACCGAAGCAAUUCCCAAAGCUGAAAUUCAUUCAAGAACGGAAGAUACAUCCUUGCAAGUUAAAUCAGUUGAACAAUGCUCUCAAAUUGAGAAAUGUGAGAGUAAACUCACUCAAAUUCACGUUAAAUCUGAGUAUCAGGAAACGCAAGUGAAGAUUACUGAGACAAAGACUGUUGAAGUUCAGAAGGAAUGUGCAGAAAUUCAUUUGAGAACCGUGCAAGUAGUUGAAAAUUCUCAAAAAUCUGAAAAAUGUAUCAAUGAGAAAGUUGUGGAUGCAAAGGAAGAUCAGGAAGCACCAGGAAUUGUUCCUCAAAUUCAAGCAAGAACUGAAGCUUCGGAAGAAAAAGAAAUUAAUCCAAUGGCCGUUGAAGUUCACGAAGAAGAGAAGUCUGAUGAUAAAGUUGAAGUCGUACCAGAAAUUCAUUUAAGAAUUAUCAGUGAAGAUGUAAAACAGGAAGAAAUUGAUACAAGUUCGAUUGCUGUUAAAGAAGUCAAGACAGAGCAAGGUUCUUAUGAAGACAACAAGCCAGAAAUUCACGUGAGAUCAGUCGAAACAGUCAAACCUGAAAUUCACGUGAGAUCACUUGAUGUUCCUCCAGAAGAAAAUCCAGUUACUGAAGCUGGAGCAAAAGAAUCGGAAAUAAAGAUUGAAAUUCACUCUAGAACUGUAGAUAAUCAGGCAGAAGAAAAACCUGAAAAUAAAUCUGAAAUAAAGUCAUUCAAUGAAGCAUCAGGCAUUGCUGAAGAAAAGCAUUCUGAGGAGAAGCCUGUGAUUCAUGUAAGAACUCCUUUAGGGACAUUUUCGUUCAAAAGUAAGCAAAGUAAGACAGAAGAAAACCUAAAAGAAGAACCCAAAAACGCUCCUGAAAUUCACUCAAGAACAAUUGAUGUUUCUAAAGUGGAAGAUUCUGAAGUGAAGGAACCUGAAUCUAAAUGUGAAAAUCCUACAGCAAUAUCCCAUGAAUCUGAGGAACAAGAACCUGAAAUUCAUACAAGAAUUGUGGAUGUUCCUCAAGAAAGUGAAAUAGAAAGCGCACUUAAAAUUGUAGUGAAGUCAUCAGAAUGUCCUGAAAAAGAAAACGUUAAAGAGGAACCUAAGAAGGAAGAGGUUCAAGAACGUAAAGAGGAUGAACAGGUAAAGGAUCCUGAAUUUGCAAAUGAUGAAUUUCAAGAAGAAACUGAAAAUGAGGAAGUUCAAAAAGAAUCCGAAAGAAAAGAACUUCAAGAAGAACCUGAGAAGGAAAAACUUCAAGGAGAACCAGAAACGGAUAAGCUUCACGAAGAACUUCAGAAAGAAACUCUCAAAGAAGAACCUAAAUUUGAAGAGCUCAAAAAUGAACCCGAAAAAGAAAUUAUUUCUAAAUUCAAUGAUCCUGAAAUUGAAACAAAACCAAAUCAGGAAAUACCUAAAACUUCCCCGGAAGAGAAUACAGAAUCAAUUAAAAUUUCCAAGACAACGGGACCAGAAGAAGAAGAGUUUGAAGUCGAACUGAGACAUCCUGAAAAAUUAAAAGAAGGAAAUCUCGUUGAUCUCUCGGGAUCUCAAGAAGAAAAAAUAUCUCCAGAAAUUCAAAAAAAUCCUGUGGAGCUUCCUGUGACUGAGGAGAAAAAUUCUAAAGAUGCGAAAAUUUCUGAAGAAGAGCUCAAUGCAAAAAUUGACGAAAUCCUUCAGGAAGAAUCAAAUGUUGAAAAAAUUCAUGCAGAAGAAGUUCAAGAAAAACACAAAGAAACGAGAGAAUUAGAAGAUAAAAAAAUCUCUGAGAUUUCUCAAGAACCAGCUACAGAGGAAAAUAUCAUGAGUACUAGCUUAGAAAUUAAGGAACAACUCAUGAAGAUUGUUAAAUCUGACGAAGAAACUCCGCGUGAGCGUCCAAAAACUCUCUCAAUUGAGAAUGAAAAGAAUCCCGGAGAGGAGGAAGAGGUUCAUCUGCGCUACAAGAGUCCUAUCUUUCAGAAUAUCUUGCCACGAGGAACACCAACUGUGGUGAAGUUGUCUGAAAUUUCAAAUGAUGACAUCGGGAGGUUGAUCAAUGUAGCCAAUAUUAUCAAGAGAUCUUCAAUGCAGUCACCCGAAGAGCCGGCUAAGGAGAGGGUUGGUGAUGGUGAUAGCACAAUGCAUGAUUUCAGUGAAACUAACACAAUUACUAACAAACAAACAACAGAGAAAAUCUCCACUAAUGCAGAGUCUCUUGAAACAGUCUCCAAGCUUAGGGAGCCGGAGAUUCAGUCAGACACCCCUGAACCUGAUAGUCUGGAGGAAGAACAUUUAAUUCCUGGUUCCAUUGCUGAGAGGGAGCACCUCAAAUGGCAACAUCCGGACACAGAUAUUCCCAACAAUCCCUAUUCCCCGGAAGCACUGCAGCAGCGCCUGGUAGGAAAGGGAUACAAUGGGGGGCUGAGCAGUGCAACGAGCAGUGUAUCGAAUGUUGAAUCACCACCAAAAACACCCGAAAGAUCGCUGCAAGUUGUUUUGGGAGAAGGAAGCCCGGACCACAAAAGAUACGGCAGAGAUUACUACAUAAAUGACGCAAAGAGAUCCUCAGGAACACGAAAGAAGCAACAGUUGGGAGAGACUACACCACCACCGAGAACUUCCGAUGAGGACAAAUCGGGCCUUUUUGUGGCAACACCCAUUCGUGUGGAUGAAGCCGAAGCAUCCGGAGAUUCCCUGACGCGCACGAGUUUUGAAUCCUCGGAGACAAGCAACGCAUCCCUUCAGCUAACGGACAGCCUGACACCAAGUGAGGAUUCCGACACGACGAGAAUCUAUGAGAUUGAAACACGUGAAACGCGCUUAUUGCGUCAGAGCGUCAUUACGAGCUCCCGUAAACCCUUAGGGAGUACCCGAACCCCACCAUCGACACCCACUGACGAUCAACCUCAACCCACUUUUGCAAUUUCCCUUCAGGCGAUUGAGAAGGAAACAACGGAACUAGAGGAAAUCCACGAAGAAGUUCAGGAGACACGAAAAAUCGUUCAAAAGGAGACAAUUGAGAGUCCGACGGUGAAGAAGUCUGUAUCACCGGAUACAGUUAAAUUCUUUUCGCCCAAAAAACCGCCAGUUUUCACCCAUUCAACCACCCCAACUAGUCCCACAAAAUCGACUGUAUUGAAUGGCACAUCCCUCGAAAAGAAGGUUGAGAUCAACAAUAACAGCGAUGUGACCAAUAAAAUGGUGAUUGAGGAGGAAGUUCUGCCAACUUUACCGUCCGUAAAGAAGCUCAUGAGCGCCUUCACGAACACAUCAAAUGAAUCAGAACGCAUUCAGAAGCCCAAAGUUAGACCAAAAUCGCUACCUCUUCAGGCAGACCAAGAGGAGACAACAAAGGUGCCAGAGAGUGGGAAGAAGAGCUCUCCCAGCAAUGGAAAGUCCCCCAUUGUACCCGGAUAUAGUAUCACAGCUAGGAGUUUGUCGAAGCAAUUCCGUGACGAAUUGAAACAUUCGACAAGCCAGGAAGAUGAGACAGCCCCCGAGACCCGCCAUGUAGCUAAAGAAGAGGAGAAAGGCAAGAGACACUCAAGCCCCGAGAGGCCCCCGAGUCCGGUACUCCUGCCUGGACGGCUCAAGAGCAAUAUUGCCUUCUUUGAAAAUCUUCGCAAAAAAUAAAAUCAAACUUUCCAUUCACUUCUCUGUGCUGGAGAAGAGAAUGUGCAAAGUUCACGCGGGUUGGGUCUGCUGUGUACCCUGAUGUGCCAUUGACAAGGAGAGAGCUAAAUCACACCCUCACACCCCCCCUCCCUUUUAUUAAAAUAUAUACUCCUCACAUUCCCAUCUAAAUAUGAUUUGUUUUUAAAUAAAAAAUCUAUGUAAAUAAAUUGAGCCUGAAUUUGUUCAUAAAGAGAAAUGUAAUUGAUUUACCUGAAGACAUGCCUGAAAUAAAUUUAUUAUUAAAAAUAAA